Molecule: messenger RNA, 6181 nt
Organism: Monomorium pharaonis (pharaoh ant)
Lineage: Eukaryota; Metazoa; Arthropoda; Insecta; Hymenoptera; Formicidae
Gene: l(3)76BDm
Product: trafficking protein particle complex subunit 8
Exons: 10
Coding region: 513-4856 (1447 amino acids)
Biological process (GO): endoplasmic reticulum to Golgi vesicle-mediated transport; protein localization to phagophore assembly site
Cellular component (GO): phagophore assembly site; cytoplasmic vesicle; TRAPPIII protein complex
Molecular function (GO): protein binding
Source: RefSeq, a predicted model, not a curated record
AAUUGUUUACCGGGACAUCUAUUAUUUAUAUGUAUAAUACUUUUAUGUUGCUCGCGUUUUUUCAGGUUUAGGUUAGAGAUUUGAAAACUUUUCUUUAUCAUGUAGUCAACACACGCUUGAAAAAUUUGUCGUGCAAAUACAAAUAUAGCAGCCUGAAACAAUUCAAUCGCGAUUCUCACUAAUUACCUACUUCACGGCGGACGAUCGGUGACACGUGGAGGGGCAAGAGGAGGAAAAACAGCUGUUUGACGGUGGAGUGUGGACAUGGUGGACAUGUUUGUCGGCGCGGCCGCACGGGGAUGCGUUGUCGCUCUGGAGCACGUAUACGAGACGUCGACUCGCGAGAUAACGGCGGGCGGGAAUGAUGUGAUCGCGGGAUGUGGGACGAUCGCGGGUGGUUGGUGGUAAGUGUGCUACGUCCGGUGCUACGUAUUACUACGUGAGGAGGGGCUCUUUCUCGCGCGGUUCCUACGGGUUAUGUUACGGAGGUCCUUCGCGCGUGUACAAGGAUCAUGGCGCAGUGCAAGUUAACCCCACGGGAGUUCAUCGGCAACGCUUUCUCCCCGCAGAUCGCCGUGGUCUGCUCGGUCGCGGCCGACGUCGCGUGUCAGAAGAACAAUCUCUCGUUCGUCGAGCUGCUCCAACCGUUCUGCAAAUUAAACACCGAAGGUCACUUUAAGGAUCCCCAAGGCAGCACAGUACCGAUUAGAAAUCUUCGACUUUCCAUACAAGACAUUAACGCGCGACCACCAGAACCGAGUCUUGCCAAGAAGUUACUGAACGAAGCAGUUAGUACCACUCUGUGUGAACGUACCACCACGGUUCACAUCGGCACAACCGAGUUGAAUAUUCCUGUCUCUGUUCCUUGGUUCGAGGCGUGGAGGGAAACAUUUCUGAGCGUCCAAUUUCCGUCGGAUCACGAAUUCACGAAGCAUCUGCUCGCGUGCAUGAUAGUAGUCUCCACAGCAGAGGAAAAUCCGUUAGAGAAGAUUCAGACAAUGGGAGCGCAAUUGCACCAAAGUAUACCAGGAAAAUUGCCUAAAUGGUUUAACAACAAUGCCCUUAGGUAUUACAUCUUAGUUCAUGACGCUAUUCACGAUGACAGAAAUAAAGCAGAAACAGUUUUUACAGACAUGAAGAAUAUUUAUGGUGCUAAUAAUUGCUUUCUAUUGCAAAUGAAUUCGAGACCACCUGGUCUUUCCGACGAUAACAUGCAUUUACCUGAUCCUUGGAGUCAGUUCUUGAUGAAACAUUCAGAAUUGGCUGGUAAUAGCGAUCAGAACAGUUCCCCACGUACACCUGCGGAUAUGGGUGGAGUAUCUGCCAUGCCAAGUGAGCUGACCACAGAGACCGAAAAAACGAGCCAAGCGGGGACACCACUAAUGCCACACAACUGUGUUGCAUUGCCAUCUCCAGAUUUAACGGAGAUUGUCUCCGGAGUUGACACAAUUAGUCUCUCGUCUGAAAUAUCCGAGUCGACAAAUGCGAAUCUAGAAGUCGGGCAAGAAGCAGUUCCUGUUACAGUUCAUCCACUCAGUCCAGACAACGAGAAAUCGCAAGACUUUACUCUCGCAACUAAUACCAAGAAUCAGUCUAUUGUUACUAAUUCACCAAUAAAUACGAAUGUCUGGGCGGAUUCUCCGAAUUAUGUGGUUGCUCAACACGGUGCUCGUCUUUCUACCCAAGAUCUAGAAAGAUUACGGACAUUAAUAACUGAAUUCUGUUUGCGUAGCCUGUUGCCUUAUGUAGAAAAACAAAUUGGCCUAUUGAAUGACGUGAUUUCGAACAAAAGGGUCAGUAGAUCGCUAUUUAGCGCUACGAAAAGGUGGUUUAGUACAAAUAAACCUGGUGCACCAGGUUCGGCGCCGUCAAAUGCUGUAAUUUACACAGCAGAAUCGCCGGAGUUGCAAUUACGACGCUUGGGUGAUUUGUGUUUCAUGUUUGGUCACUAUUCACUCGCUUAUCAGGCGUAUCAUAGUGCGAAACGCGACUUUGCCGCGGAUCAAGCUUGGGUGUAUUAUGCAGGUGCACUCGAGAUGGCCGCUUUAAGUGCUUUUAUGCAAGGCGAAACAAACAGGAAGACCAUCGAAUACAUGGACGACGCAAUAUUAACUUACGCAAAUAGCUGUAAAAUGCCUCAGUUUGCGACAAGGGCGACGCUACUUAGCGCCGAGUGCUUGAAGGGUCGGGGAUUGUACGGAGAAGCCGCGAAGCAGUUGAUACGCAUGACAAGCGAAGAUUCCGAUUUACGUUCGGCUUUACUGCUUGAGCAAGCCGCUUAUUGUUUUAUCGGACCAAAAAUGAUGCGUAAAUAUGCCUUCCACGCGGUUCUGGCUGGACACAGAUUCUCGAAAGCUGGCCAAAGAAAACACUCUCUGAGAUGUUAUCAACAAGCAUAUCAGGUAUAUUACGAAAGGGGCUGGUGUUUGGCAGAAGAUCACAUCCAUUUCACGAUCGGCAGGCAGGCCGCAUCCCUGAAACAAAUUUCCGAAGCAGUAAAGGCGUUUGAAAAGUUACUUAAUGCUUCUAGUAAGCAACAUGCUCCGCAACAAGCUGCGUUUCUACGAGAAUUUUUACACACUCACAACUUAUUGUUUCAGGAAAAUGGCAUGAGUUGUAUGGAACUUCCUAAUUUACCCUUACCGUUACUGGAUAGCAACAAUAUCAAGGUACUAUAUGGUCCAUUGGGCAAACAAACCGAAAGCAAUAUUCCGGCAAGUCACAUCACGUUCGAUAUCGAAGCAGAUGACACAAGGUGGUCGAAAAUGGAGGAAUUGCUGAUAACCGAGGCGCAGGGUUCACCACCCAUGAUAUUUAAGCCGACGGUCGCGCUGUACUCCAAACUGAGUAAUAAUACCAUAAAACCCAAUGCGGUUCUAAACGAACCGGUACAUUAUUCUAUCGAGUUGCACAACCCUUUGCACGUUCCUCUACCACUAUCGGACGUAACUUUGUUGUGGUCGUUUAUUUACAAUAAUGAGACUGUCACGAAUGAGUUAAAAAUGAUCGACAGUUCAAACCCGGUCGAUUCGGACGUCAUAGACGUGAUUUUAUUGCAACCGACAUGUAAACAGAAUAUCGUCUUGUCUCUUACACCCAGGCGAGUGGGCGAAUUGAAAGUCCUAGGUAUAAGUUACAAAUUGUCCAAUCCGGUACAGGUGAUAAGCGAUCCAUUGGUUGCAAAUUCGACCACUGUCGUCGCCGGUAAGAGAUUAUUCGAGAUUACACCGCCAAAACUAAAAAAUAUCAAAGAGAAAUCUGGUGUGAAUAUGUAUGGGAAAGAUUAUAGGCUGGAGAUGAACGUGAUAGAAAAGGCGGCGUUUAUGCAGAUACUUUUCACUAAAUUGUCACCGGAAAUGUUGUGCGGCGAGGUGCAAAAGGUGGAAGUCACAUUGAAGAACGUAGGUAACGCACCAUUAACGAAUAUAUAUAUUGCAUCGACCGAUGCAAAACUUUUUACAUUAGGAAACGCGGAAGUCAAUAAACUCGAGAACGAAGAUUCAAUUGCAAAAAAGAGCAGUAGGUCAGUCACGAAAGUGAUAUUGCCAGCCUUCAAGAAAUGUGUGUUGAAUGUAGGCGAGACCCACAAAAUGCCACUUUGGGUGCAAGCACCUCAUGUGAAGGGUACUCACAGAUUAGAUCUGCUUUUUUAUUAUGAAAGCGUUGAAUCAAAAGCAACUUUGAAGCACCGUUUGUGCCGACACACGUGGCAAUUAACAGUGCUAGAUUCGAUACAAAUUACUGCAGUUGUUAACAGAAGUAGACUGUUCAAAGAUGAUUCGCCGACAUUAAAUUUAAUCAUGUCCGUUAAAAAUACCAAUCAGGUUCACGAUCCAUCCAUAAAUGAAAUUAUUCUGUCCGAAGUGUCGCUUCAGAGCGCCGUAUGGUCCACAUUUCACUCCUCAGUUUUGCCACCAAGCGUGAAGGUGCAACCUCAGGAGGUGUUCCAUCUGAUGUUGAAAUUGAAGAAGAAGAAGACUAACGAAGGGAAAUCGACCAUUUCUGACGUGUCCUUGACUCCUGACGAGAGCGGCAAGACACUGAUCAGCGAUUAUCCGUUCAUCAAUUUUGUUCAAAGACGUCACAUCCAGCCGUUGGACGUGAACGAGAAUGCGAAUGACGCACAACAGAUUCAGUCGCAACAUAACAUCGAGCGCAAUAACUCCGUGAUGUCGGAUAUCACGGCCUUGAAUUCCACGCUGAUCGUCAAGUGGUGCGCCAACGUGACGGAAAGCGGCGUGAUCACCCGGAAGGCGGUCGGGCAGCAUCACCUCGAGCUCACGCAUUUAAACAAAACGUAUAAACACCCAAGAGAACCACAUACCGAGCGUAGCUCAGAAUUUGGCACACGUUUAAAAGUCUUUGGGCCCGACCGAAACGUAUCGAGUACAGUAAUUAUCCCUCUCAAGGAUCCUACAUGGGAAGCGGAACAUAUGAAAAGUCUAAUCUCUUUUUCUCUUAGUCACCAAAGGCAGAUCACACACAAUUUUCAGCAAAAUCGAUUGUGCAUUGUCCCCGUGACAAUGUAUUUGCAAAAUCACUCAGAAAUGCGGAUUGACGUUAAAAUAAGUACGAUAGGUACUAGUAGCGAAACUCAUCUUCCGAAUAUUAAGACUCAACUAUACUCACCGCAAGCUUCGACAUACUACAAGUACGCUGGUCACUCGUCAAUUUAUUCCAAUGUCGAAGCGCACGUGAGUAACACCGUGAAGUUACACGCCGUGCUGCCCAGCGUGGGAACGUACGACCUGGCUGCGCGAAUAGAGAUCUCCGUUAAAGUUGUAAAUAGCCAGGACUACAUUACACAGAAAGGCAAAAUGGAGAGUAUAUGUAUCGUUAACGACGGCAGUAUGUAGAAUAAUAUUCAUCGCGCGAUUACAGAGUCACUAACGGAUAUGAUGGAAGUACUACUUUUUAGUGUAACUCAGAAUCAUUCCUUAUCAGUAUAUGUACAUAUGCCGUGUGUUGAAAAUUGUUACAUUAUAUUACAAUUGAUAUUUUAAUAAUGUCAACAUAUUUUUUACCUGAUAUAUCACGUUUCAGGCGUCGAUUGUUUUGUUAGCGAUAGCUCUUUGUACUUCGGUGAGUACACAGCGAGAUAUACGCGCGAACUAAAAUCUUCACAGUCUCGAGAUCUCGAUUACGUUUAGUCGAUUUCACUGUAUAAUAUGAUUACUUAAUUUUUUUACAAUCUGUUAGUCUCGAGCUACCUCAUAAUAAAUCUACAAAGCAGUCGAACGCGAAUGGCAAGAAUUUUUGAAACGGCUCUUUUCUAUGCCGCUCAAUCAGAGGAUGACUGCAUACUUUUGACUGCCAAACGAUACACACGUUACCUUUAAUCAAGACAUAUCGUUUAUAAAGCACUUUUAUAAUUAUGUUUAUAAUUAUCUGCAUCUCUUUUCGUGCUACUUUUAUCGGCGAAAGAAAUUAUUUUCCUUUACACGAAUGAAUUUAUUCAAAUCUUCAACUUAUGAAAAUGAGUAAAAAGUAAUUUAUCUUGUUGGAAAGGAAGAGAUACCGUUUUUAUUUCUUUACGUAAAAUCAACAUGUGUGCAUAUUUAGCGAUCGAUGAUGUAAUUGCUUAUGACAGUAUGAAAAACAGAAAUUAUACAUUUUACAAUUGCAUAAAACACGAACGCGUUUUAGAGGAUUUUUUUAUAACUGUUCGAAGAAAUUUAAAGGAACAAAAUAAGAAAUACUGAGGUCUUUUAGGUAAUAGACUUGUAUUUUUUGUACAGUGUGUAUUUCUUAAGAAAUGUGUAUAAGUCAAUUUUCAUAAACAAGAGUGUAGUCUCAGUGUUUAUGACGCAUAAUACAAGAAAGGAAUCUUGUAUAUAAAAAUUGUUAUAUUCGCGAGUUAAAUAAUAGUAAAAUUAUUUAGCAUUUUUAACGGUUAUAAUGGCGUUUGUAGCAUAUUGUCUUUCUCUCCAUAACAUGUUGAACUUUUUGUUGAAUAUAAAAGUCUUUAAAAACAUUUUUGUAAAAAAUAAUAUAUUAAUAUAUAAUAUAUAAUCACUAUAGAACGAAUUAUUCUUUAUAAAAUAAAAAGAAGUCUUAGUUUUUUUUGUAAAUUUAACAAUACGUGUUAAAAUAUUUACUCUGUAAGUAUCUCGAGAAGAAUGUAUUAAACCUUUAAUAAUAAUACGUUAUAAAUAUAUGUACAAUCGUGUAGAUAUAGUUA